Rotaria sp. Silwood1 is the source of this 1709-nucleotide messenger RNA. The record is from the annotation of a GenBank genome assembly. Lineage: Eukaryota; Metazoa; Rotifera; Eurotatoria; Philodinida; Philodinidae.
GGUGUAUGAAACAAAGCUUCAACAUCAAUAUGAAAACUUUUAAAACGGAGUAAGAUACAACAAGAGGGUUCUGUUUCCUCCAGUGUAAAGAAUGAUACUACUGUAUUUUAGACGAAAAUGCAUAAUAUUUUGUUUGUUUGUAAUAAAAGAAUAAUUAACAAAACUUCAGUUUUGCCUCGUUUGCAAGCAAGGUCAGGUUCAACUUGGAAUGCAUGAGGGUGUGGGUGUGGGUGUGGAUGUGGGUAUGGAUGUGGUUGUGGGUGUUGGUGUGGUUGUGGGUGUGGAUGUGGUUGUGGGUGUUGGUGUGGAUCUAAGACCAGAGUAGACAUACAACCGCAUCCACAUCCACACCCGCACCUACACCCACACCUGCGCCUACACCCAUACGCACCCACACCCACACCGACACCCACACCCACACUCACACACCCACACCACCACACCCAUAUCCACACCCAACCCCACACCUACACCCACCCACACCCACAUCCUAAUAACUAUUAUUCUCAUUCUUUUUUUUUGUUUUUCGAACUCUUCUUCAUAUUUUACAUGAUGUAGUAUUACGAAUUUUAGCUAAUACUCGAUAUUAACGCGGUGAAAUCGAUAUGACAUCAGUUUAUCUUGCAUUCGAUUUUCUUUAUCUACUUAUGCAUAUUAUACAAAAUGGUAACGGAUCAAACUAGCAGUGCACUUGUAGACAUGAAUAUGAGAGUUACACAGAAAAUAAACUAUAGAGACAUCACGUAGACUCUAAUGAGCUGCGAAUAACAUGCAAAGGCUUUCGAACACCUACCUUAGUGCUGUGGAGAUGCUGCGACUAUAUAGCAUCAUUUAGUUCAAGCCGUCAUUUUUGUAAGGAACAUUAGAAUGAUUGAUUUUGAAAAUUUCGACUUGAAACUUUGUAGAAAGACAAGUUGUCUUAAAUAAGGGAGAAAAAACUGUCUGAAUAGAUAAAAACGGCUUUCUAGUAAUAGUAAUCAAAGAAAUCAGCUUCUUCUCUCUUGCUCUCAAGUCAAAAGAUUUGAACCUUUCACAAUUAACUAUUCUCGCUAUGACCUAUCUUUAUGCAAAAUCAAUCAGUUGGAGAACUUCUCUCAUAAUUGUCUUUUUCUUUGGCCAAUCAUUAAAUUUAUUCUCUAUGAUAGUAUCGUAUCAUCCAUUAAUUAGAAGGUACAAUUUUUCUAUAAAUUUUCCUUCAAUGCAUCAAUGACUAAUCAGCUAACCAAAACCAUUUAACUUUAAAAUUUCCAUGCAUUUAUAAAAUCUAUGAUUUUUUUUAGCUAAACAAUUUCGGACAAUUAUAAAUGAUUUUCAUCAAUUAUUAAUCUAUGAUGAAAUACUAUAUCGUCUUGAUACAUUUUCAUAUUUAACUAUUGUUAAGUGAAUAUUUUAAAUUACUAUCAUCAUUUUUUAUGCCAUUAUUAUAAGAAUGGACACAUAUUCUUAAUAUACUUGAUUAUACACAAGAAACUUGGUGGUCAUCAAUAUUAACACCAUCAUCAUUAAUAACACAUUUAUCCAUAAGUGGUCAAUUACAAUCUUAUUGUGAUUUAAUACGUCGUCAUGAAUUAUAUGUUGAAUAUUUAACAUCACUAAUAACACAUCCUCAAUUACUUAAAGGAAUAGAUUUAGAUGAAAGUGGUCUUUUAUUAGUUUUAUUAAUUAAACAAUUUCUUGCAUUAUUAUAUUUAUAUUUAUAUUAUGUUUAA